Messenger RNA from Hyaena hyaena (striped hyena), 877 nucleotides. RefSeq names its product ybeY metalloendoribonuclease (gene YBEY). Gene Ontology annotation, biological process: rRNA processing. Gene Ontology annotation, molecular function: metalloendopeptidase activity. The transcript has 5 exons. The coding region runs from base 172 to 666 and encodes 164 amino acids. The record is from RefSeq and is a predicted model, not a curated record. Lineage: Eukaryota; Metazoa; Chordata; Mammalia; Carnivora; Hyaenidae.
ACUUCCGGUCCUUCCGCGCGGCUCGGUCCGGCUCCCGCUCCGCCACACUCUGGUUCCGCCCUCCUGCCGGACUGUCGGCGGGCUUCCGGCGCCCGGGAACCCGACAGGGCUCUGCUGGCUUCCAACCUGGCUCCUUUUUAAACAUUUUUAAAGGGCCAUGUUAAUCGAAAAAUGAGUUUGGUGCUUAGAAAUCUGCAACGAGCUGUCCCCAUUAGGAGAGCACCUCUUCGCAAGAAGAUGGAGAUUGUGAGGAGUAUUUUAGGGGUGCAGAAAUUCGACUUGGCGAUCGUCUGUGUUGACAACAAGGGUAUUCAGCAUAUUAAUAGAAUCUACAGAGAGAAAAAUCUGCCAACAGAUGUGCUUUCCUUUCCAUUUCAUGAGAAUGUAAAAGCAGGUGAACUUCCUCAGCCUGAUUUUCCGGAUGACUACAACUUGGGUGACAUUUUCCUAGGAGUGGAGUAUAUCUUCCAGCAGUGCAAAGGAAAUGAGGAUUACUAUGACAUCCUGACCGUGACUGCCACCCAUGGGCUAUGCCACCUGCUGGGCUUCACACACAGCACACAGGCUGAGUGGCAGAAGAUGUACCAGAAGGAGAAGCAGGUUCUCGAGGAGCUGAGCCGGCGCACCGGGACGAGGCUCCAGCCCCUAAGCAGGGGCCUCUUCUAACGCUUGCUGGGGCUCAAGACGCGAGCGGCCCCUGAGGGACUCUCCAGUGCACAGGGGCACCGUGUGGAGGGCAGACGGACCCUCACUUUCGGGCCCUGAGGAUCAGGGACACCCCCAAACUGAGGGCCCUGCUGGUAGCUGCUGCCCUGUGGGGUGCAGAAGUGACAAAGUAUGAAAAGAAAUGUCCGUUCAUGUCUUCAUUUGGAACCCA